Macrosteles quadrilineatus (aster leafhopper) is the source of this 2908-nucleotide messenger RNA. RefSeq names its product tRNA (cytosine(34)-C(5))-methyltransferase-like. Gene Ontology annotation, molecular function: tRNA (cytidine-N5)-methyltransferase activity; tRNA binding. Lineage: Eukaryota; Metazoa; Arthropoda; Insecta; Hemiptera; Cicadellidae. The record is from RefSeq and is a predicted model, not a curated record. Gene Ontology annotation, biological process: tRNA methylation. The transcript has 14 exons. The coding region runs from base 105 to 1925 and encodes 606 amino acids. Gene Ontology annotation, cellular component: nucleus; cytoplasm.
UGAAGGCGAAGUAUUGUUUUGUAUUUAUUUUAUGCCCUUAUUAUAAACAAACCGGCUGUAAAUCUAAUAUAUACUGUUAAAGUAAAAACUUAGAUCCUUAAACCAUGGGAGGUAUUAGGAAGUUUAAGAAUAGAAAGACUAGAAGACAAGAGAGGAAUCAGAAUAGGGAAAGCAAACCAAAAAGAGUACGUGGGCCUUAUUCAGAAUUGGUGAGAGAAAGUGCAGGGUUCGAAAAAUAUUACAAGGCCCAAAACAUCGUCCCUGAGUCAGAGUGGGAAAGUUUCCUCAACGCUCUUAGACAAGACUUGCCCGCUGCUUUCCGUAUUAGUGCUUGCAAUGAGAAAGAAGCAGCAAUCCUAUUAGAUAUUGUGGAAGGGAGUUUUUUCAAAGGACUGAUCAAUACUGACGAUCCUGAAGAAGAAAAGAAGAAACCAUUUUGCUUGCCAUGGUACCCGAAACGGCUGGGAUGGCAAGUACCGAUAUCCCGCAAGGAUAUCCGUCGUUCAGAGACGUACUUCAAACUUCACAACUUUCUUAUGUCCGAGACAGACUCGGGCAACAUCAGCAGACAAGAAGUGGUUAGCAUGAUACCUCCUUUGGUGCUUGACGUGCAGCCUCAUCAUAAGGUACUCGACAUGUGCGCAGCGCCAGGCUCCAAGACGGCCCAGCUGAUAGAGAUGAUGCACACUGGCGCCAGUGUACCCAGUGGUGUUGUGAUUGCCAAUGACGUUGACAACACCAGAUGUUACAUGUUGGUACAUCAGGCCAAGCGGCUCAACAGUCCUUGUACGUUGGUGACCAACCACGACGCUAGCAUCAUGCCGAACAUCUACCUGGAGAAAGAGGACGGAAGCUCUGAGAUUAUGAGGUACGAUCGUAUUCUCUGUGACGUUCCAUGCACCGGAGAUGGCACCAUGCGUAAGAAUCCCGACAUCUGGACAAAGUGGAACCCUGCUAACUCGAAUAAUUUGCAUGGUGUACAAAUGCGGAUAGUGAAAAGAGCCUUAGAACUGCUAGCAGUGGGUGGAAGAUUGGUCUACUCAACGUGUUCCCUCAACCCACUAGAAGACGAGGCAGUCAUUCACAGAACUUUAGUCGAGGCCAAAGGAGCUGUGGAAUUGCAGGAUGUCUCUCAGAGUCUGCCAGGACUGAGGCACAGCCCUGGAGUGUCACAUUGGGUCCUGGCGUCCAAGGAGACAGAGAUCUACAAGACCUUUGAGGAAGUACCAGAGUCUCUACACAACAUGAUACGUCCGGCGAUGUUUCCUCCCAAAGCAGAGGAUGCUGACAAGUACCAUCUGGACAGAUGCAUGAGGGUUCUACCCCAUCACCAAGACACCGGUGGAUUCUUCAUCGCAGUUCUCGUAAAGCUGUCACCGCUACCGUGGGAGUCAUCCAAGUCCGCAGAAGCUGGUAACGGAGACGUUGUUGAGAAAGAGAGCGUCAAAACUAACGGCCCUCCUCAGAAGCGACGGAGAAUACAAGGCUAUCGUGAGGACCCGUUUGUGCUCUUUAAAGAAGAAGAACCUGUCUGGCCUAUCAUAAGGGAUUUUUACGACAUAAAACCAGAUCUGCCGUUGGACUGUAUGCUCACAAGGUGUGCCAGUGGAAAGAGGAAGAAUAUUUACUUUGUCUCCCCGAUUAUCCGAGACAUUCUGAACAAAAACCAGGAAAAAGUAAAGAUCAUCAACGCUGGUGUUAAGGCAUUUGCUAGAUGUGACAACAAAAACAGUGAAUACUGCUUUCGUCUGGCUCAAGAGGGACUGGCCAGUAUAGAGCCUUACCUGGGUCAAUGCCGCAGAGUAUUGGUUACCAAGGAUGACCUGAUCAAGCUGCUCAUGUGUACAGAUCCUACACAUCCCCCAGAGACUGACACACUACAUCCAGACACACAAGAGAGGCUCAAAGACUUUGGUUUGUUGUAGGGACUGGCCAGUAUAGAGCCUUACCUGGGUCAAUGCCGCAGAGUAUUGGUUACCAAGGAUGACCUGAUCAAGCUGCUCAUGUGUACAGAUCCUACACAUCCCCCAGAGACUGACACACUACAUCCAGACACACAAGAGAGGCUCAAAGACUUUGGUUUGUUGUAGGGACUGGCCAGUAUAGAGCCUUACCUGGGUCAAUGCCGCAGAGUAUUGGUUACCAAGGAUGACCUGAUCAAGCUGCUCAUGUGUACAGAUCCUACACAUCCCCCAGAGACUGACACACUACAUCCAGACACACAAGAGAGGCUCAAAGACUUUGGUUUGUUGUAGGGACUGGCCAGUAUAGAGCCUUACCUGGGUCAAUGCCGCAGAGUAUUGGUUACCAAGGAUGACCUGAUCAAGCUGCUCAUGUGUACAGAUCCUACACAUCCCCCAGAGACUGACACACUACAUCCAGACACACAAGAGAGGCUCAAGGGGAUUGCAGGAGGUGGUAGCUGUGUGUUGGAGUACCGAGGAGAAGACGGUCUCAACCUAGACCUGGUGGGUUGGAAGGGGAAGUGUUCAUUGAGAGCCUACGCCAACCAAGCCGACUGUGUCCACUACCUGAGACUUCUCGGCGGAGACACGUCAAUGUUUGAAAAAAAUAAAUUCAAGAAAGAAGAGGAGAUGAAAAUAUUUCUAGGAAAUGAAAACGAUGAAGGUAGCAAAGACUCAGAAGUUGAAGAAAAAAAUGAAUUCAAGGAGGAGGGGAUGAAAAUAUUUCUGGGAGAUGAAAACAGUGAAGAGACAGAAGUUAAAGAUGUUCCAGAAACAACUGCUACAACUUAACCACAAAUAUCUUAGUUGAAUUACAACUUUGUAUCCGAAACUUUGUAAUCCAGCUAAGAGGGUUUACUUAUUCAGAAAUGUAUAAUUUUACAUUGUCGACUCGCUUGUUUUAGGUAUAAAUAAAACAUUUGUUUAAUUUGUUAUCUAUUUUA